Messenger RNA from Mandrillus leucophaeus (drill), 3645 nucleotides. It is a transcript of the gene FASTKD5, whose product is annotated as FAST kinase domains 5. Lineage: Eukaryota; Metazoa; Chordata; Mammalia; Primates; Cercopithecidae. The transcript is spliced from 2 exons. Gene Ontology annotation, biological process: regulation of mitochondrial mRNA stability; mitochondrial RNA processing. The record is from RefSeq and is a predicted model, not a curated record. Gene Ontology annotation, cellular component: ribonucleoprotein granule; mitochondrial matrix. Bases 1098 to 3392 code for a protein of 764 amino acids. Gene Ontology annotation, molecular function: RNA binding.
GGAGGAUCACUUGAGCCCAGGAGUUUGAAACCAGCCUUGGCAUUAUUGUGAGACUCCAUUUCCACACGCAUACACACACACACACACACACACACACACACAAACUGGGUUUGGUAGUGUGCAUCUGUGGUUUUUGCUACUCAGGAGGCUGAGGCUGAAGUGGGAGGAUUGCUUGAGUCUGGGAGGUCAAAGCUGCAGUUAUGCCACUAUACUCCAACCUGGGUGACAGAGUGAGAUUGUCUCAAAAAAGAAAAAAAGAAUGGUCCACAAGCCACGGUAAAGAACCAAGUGUAUAAAAAUUUAGCAUGAGAGAAUUCUACUGUGAUUCACACAGAAAUUCAUACAUAUGUUCCUGCCAUCUAGAGAAACCUGUGUAGCUGGGCUACUGGAACAGAGCCACUGGCCUGCCCUGCUGUUCUUUGAUGAUGAACCAAAUGAUGAUGUGCUGUGGGCUCUGGAAGAAAGUGACUGACAGCAGAGUUGGGCAGGCAUUUCAGAAAAUCAUUCUGGCACCCUUGGAACUUUUAUGGAGUUUUCUGCAGCAACAGCUCUGUCUGGUACAUCAGUUGACAACUCAGGUCUCCUUGGGUCUUGCUUGUCAGGCUUUGGCAUUUAAAUGGAAAGAAAAAGAAUAAGCAUUAAGGAAAGCGAGAGCACAGCAGAAUCAAUUUCAUAGUCUCUCAUAGUUUCUGCCAUGGGAGAAAAAUGGGCAUUAUACUGCUCACAGGCAGAAUAAAGACUCACUGGAAGCAUUGCUAAGCUGCCUCCUCCAGAAGAUGUCAGCGGGGCAGUUGUGUCAGUUGGUGUUCCCUGAACCCUGAGCCCAGCUUUGGGGUACUCUUUGCUUCCCACCCAUGAAGUGAAAGUGAGCAGACUCUCAACCUUCUGCUUUCUUCCUCCAAAAUAAUAUCUGGCACCAAUUCUGACCCAGUCAUUUGUGAUCCCUGGCUCUUGUGAUAUGCGGAAGAUUUCCAGGCAGUUUUUGUGGAACACCUCCCUGUCCAGCUCUAAUCAAGCACCAUAUAAACAAGAAAUUGCCUGGUCAAACCUGUGAGGACUGUAUUCUGACUGCCAAAAAGAUCAAUACUGACACCAGAAUGGCAGCUACUCUCAAGUCGUUAAAACUUUUAAGAUACCGAGCACUUUGCAGUCCUUCUGCCUGUGGUGCAGCCCGAAGUGUAUCAUACUGGAAUGUGAGCAGCAAACAGCAUGGGGGACAGGACCCUCCAGAACACAUUAGCCUCUGCCAUUCUGCCAAAAAAGUUAAGAACAUUUGUAGCACCUUCUCUUCUCGGAGGAUCCUCACAACCAGCAGUGCCUGCCCAGGUUUGGAAUUCAGCAAGACUUCUUCCUCUAAGGCCAGCACUUUGCAGCUGGACUCACCCAGGGACACAAGAGUUGAUGAAGAGGAUGUAGAAGUUUUUGAUUCCUUUGCAAACAUCCGAGUUUUCCUACAGCUAAGACCAGAAUACCGUGUUCACAGCUAUAACGCAUCUGAGACUUCUCAGCUCCUGUCUGUUUCAGAAAGUAAACUAAUUUUGCACAAAGUCACAGUUUAUCAGAAUAAACUGCAGGCCCAAGUCAUUGUUGAUUAUUUGUGUAAGCUGAGCUCUUUGCCUGCAGAGCAGCAUCCUGUCUUGCUGCGCAGUACCAGCUUUGCUCUGCUCUGCCAGCUGAGUGUGAAGAAGAUACAGCUCUUUGAUACCCAAGAUCUGAUCAAUGUUUUGAAAGCUUUUGUCAUUUUAGGAAUCCCUCACUCCCAUUCAAUGCUAGAUGUGUAUGAGACCAAAUGUUGCCAUCAAGUAUGGGAGAUGAGUAUGGAUCAGCUCCUUUUGGUGGCUGAUCUCUGGAGGUACUUAGGCCGCAAAGUACCUCGGUUUUUAAACAUUUUUUCUAGUUAUCUUAAUUUGCACUGGAAAGAUCUAUCCUUGUCUCAGCUUGUUCACUUAAUUUAUGUUAUAGGUGAAAAUCGUCAGGUAUCCCAGGACCUAAUGCAAAAAUUGGAAUCAUUGAUCCUUAAAUAUAUAGAUUUGAUCAAUUUAGAGGAGGUUGGUACCAUCUGUUUGGGGUUCUUUAAAUCAAAGACUAGUCUCUCUGAAUUUGUCAUGCGGAAAAUUGGAGACUUGGCUUGUGCUAACAUGCAGCAUCUGAGUAGUCACACCUUAGUGAAUAUUGUUAAAAUGUUCCGUUUCACUCAUGUGGAUCACAUCAAUUUCAUGAAGCAGCUUGGAGAGAUUGCUCCUCAGCGAAUUCCUUCACUGGGAGUUCAAGGCGUCACACACCUGACUCUCUGCUGCUCGGCCUUACGCUUCCUGGAUGAAGGAGUAAUGAAUGCAGUGGCUGCGUCUUUGCCUCCUAGAGUGGCACACUGUCGAACUAAAGAUGUUGCCAAGAUUCUGUGGUCAUUUGGAACUCUGAAUUAUAAGCCACCCAAUGCAGAAGAAUUUUACUCCAGCCUGAUAAAUGAGAUUCACAGAAAGAUGCCUGAAUUCAACCAGUACCCAGAACACCUGCCCACCUGCCUGCUGGGCCUGGCAUUUUCAGAGUACUUCCCAGUAGAGUUAAUUGAUUUUGCUCUCAGUCCAGGGUUUGUCAGGUUAGCUCAGGAGAGAACCAAGUUUAACCUCAUUAAGGAACUGUAUACCCUCGACGGUACAGUUGGCAUUGAGUGUCCAGAUUACAGAGGCAAUCGUCUUAGUACUCACCUUCAGCAAGAGGGGUCUGAAUUUCUGUGGAAUUUAGCAGAGAAGGAUAUGAACUCAAAGCCUGAAUUCUUAGAAACUCUCUGUUUACUUGAGACCAUGUUGGGGGGGCCCCAGUACGUCAAGCACCAUAUGAUUUUGCCUCAUACCCGAUCUUCUGACUUAGAGGUCCAGCUUGAUGUUAACCUGAAGCCAUUACCAUUUAAUAGAGAAGCCACACCAGCUGAAAAUGUAGCCACAUUAAGGCUUAAGCAUGUGGGAGUCAGCCUUACAGAUGAUUUGAUGAAUCAGUUACUAAAAGGGAAAGCAAGAGGACAUUUCCAGGGCAAAACUGAGUCAGAGCCUGGGCAGCAGCCCAUGGAGUUAGAGAAUAAGGCAGCUGUACCUUUGGGGGGCUUCCUUUGCAAUGUAGCAGAUAAAUCAGGGGCCAUGGAGAUGGCUGGCCUGUGCCCCUCAGCCUGCAUGCAGACCCCAGGAAUGAAGCUGGCUAUUCAGUUCACAAACAGGAACCAAUAUUGCUAUGGCUCCAGGGAUCUCCUUGGACUGCACAGUAUGAAGAGGCGGCAGCUGGCUCGGCUUGGCUACCGUGUGGUAGAGUUAUCCUACUGGGAAUGGUUCCCACUACUGAAACGAACUCGCUUAGAAAAGUUGGCAUUUCUUCAUGAGAAAGUAUUCACCUCUGCUCUCUGAAGGGCAUUUAGGGGCAUUUCUAUGACAAAGCUGUAGGUGUAUACUUUACCAGGUGUUGCAAAAUGAUUAUAAAAGCCAGAAUGUAAGUUUGGCAAUAAAAUAGUCUAUUGAGGAGACUUAGUUGUGUCCAAGGCAGAUUAGAGCUAGUGUAUGUUACUGUGAAUUGUAAUGUAGUUGGAUUGUACAAAUUGCUGCAAAUGUAUACAUAUUACUCUUAGUAAAUAAUAAACAUCUUAAUAUGUCCUACGGUCAA